Sardina pilchardus (European sardine) is the source of this 2455-nucleotide messenger RNA. RefSeq names its product pleckstrin homology domain-containing family S member 1-like. NCBI's taxonomy places the organism in Eukaryota, Metazoa, Chordata, Actinopteri, Clupeiformes, Clupeidae. The transcript has 15 exons. The record is from RefSeq and is a predicted model, not a curated record. Bases 509 to 1726 code for a protein of 405 amino acids.
CCAGCACAGCAGUGAAACUCACUUGCACUCAGGUAAGAAGCUACUGCUAUUGAUUCCAGUUUUUGGAGUUAUUUCUGGAUAUAGUUUUUCUUAAAAUGCUUUUGAUAUUUGAAAUAGUUAGCCGUCAAAGCUUACUCAUUAGGUUGUGAUACUGAAGAUUGCUUUUGGACCAUCUUCACUGGAUCUUUUCAUGGCUUCAUGUGUGUUUCCACCGGGAGCACUGACUUGACAAUCAACAUACUGUAGUCAAGAUGGUGUAGACAAAUAUUACGAGGUGUGUGUUCAUAAGCGCAUAUUCACACUUAUUUUGGCACCAGAGGCAUCAACAGCAGCAACAUACAGUACUAUCUUGACAAUGUUCAAAUUAAAAGGCAUCAACAGCGGCAACAUCCAGCACUAUCUUGAAAAUGUCCAAGUCAAAAGUGUCAAACACCAAGUUUUACACGCAGGAUGAGGAAUUGAGAAGUGGCUACCUGCACAAGUCCCCUGGUCCUCUGAUCUGAUUUCAAUGAAAUCACAGAAAUCUUGGAAGCGCCAUUUUUUUGUACUCUUCAAGACGAGCGAGGGUGUUUACACCCUCAAGUACUUCAGAAGUGAGGAGAGGAAUAAAGCCCUGGGAGAGAUAGACUUGUUAGAAAUCAGUACGCUGCUCUUCUGCCCAGAGAGCCAUAGUAUGUGGGGAUGUAUUCACAAAAUGUUCAGAUGCCCAGCCUCUUGUGUGCUCCUUCUGCGUACCAACAGCCGAGACUAUUUCCUCGUCGGAGAGAACAGCUGGGAAACCAAUGGCUGGUCCGAUGUCCUUUACAACGUUCUGCAAGGGCAAAAAGAUGUACGGUAUGAUCAGGAUGUGGAUGUGGGGAAACCCAGAACCUGCUCCGCCCCUCCAGUGCCUAGAACUGAGCAAACUCAUCAGGCCUCUGAUAGAGAAGCCAAGUCAAAGUCAAUGCCAUUGCCAUUGCAAUUUCCAUUGCCAUUGCCAUUGCCAUCACUAAGUCAGCCAGUAAAUAGACCCGUCUGUCUGAUGCCUCCAUAUCGACCCAACACUCAAGUCUCCCUGAUUGAGGCCACAGGCCCAUCUGCAGCUGAGGAGCCCAUUUAUGCUGUUCCAUCCAGUCUGCCUGUCAUAGCAGCACUACAGAAUGUGGACGAAGGUCCCCGGAGAACCCAGUCUGAGCCUCCAAAAUCUUGGACCAAUAAAAAAACUGAGCUGACCUAUGACAAAAAAGUCAGGCCAAAGUCAAUGCCAUUGCCACCAAGUCUGCCAAGAGAGACAAACCCAGCACGUCUCUACGCUGUUCAUGAGAAACCAUCGCCACAGGUGCCAAAGAGUGACGAGAAUGAGGAAGGGGCCGACUGCGGUAUGUAUGAGGACAUGGCUACAUUGUGCAAUGCAGCAAUGAUGGCAGAGGACAAGGAGCCCCCAGAGGAUGUGGACUCCGAAGACAGUGAUUUUGUUGACUACACACACUACGAGAUGGAGGUUUGUGUGAGCCGAGAGGAUCUGGAAAAGCACCUGGACCUGACAUCGGAUGGAGAGACACCAGGUAGGAGAGACAGCUUGUUGCUCAAGGGAGACGAAAUCCUGGCCAUCAACAAUCUGCACAUUGACAGCGAGAAGGAAGUGGAGUUCAUGCUGAAGAAACUUAGGGUGAACGAGGUGACGGUCACCAUUCGGAGGCUGUCCAGUGAGUUCCAGGCCAUGAAAGCAGAACCUUCCUCCAUGUGAAUCAUUGUGUGGCCCCUUUCUGAAUGUGUUUUAUGUGUCUGUCAAAGACAAGUUUCACUCUGUGUGUCUCUUAAUGACUUUGAGCUGCAAACACAAACCCCUGUCUCCUUGUGAUGACAUGACAGCACAGCUCUCCAAUCAAGAGGAAAGAUGCAAGUGUGUUUUGUGUGCUCAAAAAGAGACUAUGGCCAAUUAAAGAGGCCAAGAAUCAUUUAAUGUAGCCGACUAAGAUGACAUUCUUACCUCUCGCAGCCCGUUGAGUUGAAACAACAGAUGGUUGUGACCAAGGAUAUCUCUACCAUCUCUGAAGAACUUUGUGGGUGUAUCUUGGCGUAUCUUUGUAAACAGUAUUUCUGCAGUAAGUCCUACCUGCAAUCAUGUACACACACUAUGUAUACAGUGCCCUCCGCAGGCACCAUUAUUGGCACCAUAAAAAUGGGUGAUGUAAACAAAAAUGUGAUGUAAAGAGAUGUAAACAAAUCUGUAGGCAUUUUAUAUGUUUCACUAUGGAAACAGUGAGGAAACAAUGUUGAAAGUAAAUUCAUUCAGAGAGAAAAAAACAUUCCACAUUUGUUUAUCUUCAUGUAUUUGUUUUGUAUUCCAUUGUAUAUAUAUAAAACAAAAAUAGAAAAAGCACUGGAUGUACAGUAUUUUUCAAACGUUGGAAUCCCCGAUAAACUGCCUGAAAAAUAAAUAAAUCAUAAACAUCAGAGAAGUCUGUGUUAGUUU